UCUGCUUUGACUAAGUAUCGAAUUAACGUCACUAUAUGAACUGCUCCUGAAAGCACUCCAUGGCUGACCUGUCGUCAGUCGAUAGUUCUUGAGUACUGACUAAACCAUGGAGGCAUGGUUGUCUCGCACAAAUGAAAUCAGUGCACUUUUGUUGGUUGCCGUUUAAAACCUGAUGCGCUGGCCCGCCGGCACGUUCAUGUACAUGUACACGCGGCCAUCUUUAAGGCCGUGCCGGAAAUGGGAGAAUUUUGUCACUUAGCUGCCUCACAGCAAACGAUUAUUCCCAGCGUGAAUUGGAAGCAACCUGAGUGUCAUCAUCACCUGACAACUGUGACUUGAGCACAGGCAUAAAUGACAUGGCUGCAUAGCUUCAUUUCAGCUGUUUGUGCAUAGUGAACAGCAAGCAAACAUGGCUGCCUACAGAACUGAUGGUAAUGCAAGAAUAUCACAGUUUUGUUCGGCACUCUCCGCCAUCAGCGAUGAGCUGACGAGUUCAGAGGUUGACUGCUUAAAAUUUCUGUGUGGCGGCCACUUGACUGGAACUGAGAAGGAAUCUGUGAAGAGUGCUCGUGAUCUGUUUACCUUGCUGGAGAAGCGUGAUGUAAUUUCAAAAGAUUGCUGGGACUUCAUCAUAGAACUGCUGGAUGGCAUCAAACGACUGGACCUUGUAAAGCGGUUCAAGAAAGCAAUGAUGCAGAUAAAUCCAGGUACCCAAGGACAAUUUCAACCAGUCCCUAGCUACAGCACACGCCCACAAGAAAUGCCGAGUUUGAAACCACCCAGUCAUUUUUCUCUCUUGGCUCCACCACCUGGUCCCACCAGUGUACUUCCUGAGUCAUCCAGUCUUCCGAGUGGCCACCCUGCCCGGGCAUCUUCAUCAUCUGGCAACACUGUUACCCAACCACAGUCUAAUCUGGUGCCCAUUGACAACACGUGUCAGCCAGGAUUUCAGAGUUUGACAUUAAUGGAUUCUCUUGCCCACACACCUCCACCGCCCACAACAAGCCCCUCCCAGGGAUCAAUCUCUUCUGGGAACGACCAGUCAGGGCACAGUGCACUUUCAGCAUCAUCUAGUCUUCAGUGCGACCCCCCUAUUGGAAAGGCUUCGUUAUCUGGUGACCCUGAUGCUGAGCUAAGUUUUAGCAAGGGCGCACAGACUAAAUACCGGAUGGAUCGCAACCCAAGGGGACUGUGUGUGAUCAUCAACAACAUGAAGUUUGAAAACCCAGAGGAAGUCCGCGAAGGCAGUGAGGUCGACGCAGCUGACCUGCGCCAUCUCUUUGAGAAGCUACAUUUUAAGGUGGAAUUCCAUGAGAAUCUGGAAGCCAUCGAAAUGCAAGAUGAAUUGAAAAGGGUCAGUCAGCUUGACCAUGGGGCCUAUGAUUGCUUUGUGUGCUGCAUCCUGACCCAUGGGGAGAUGGGCAAAGUCUACGGUGUUGAUUGGGAGAGUGCCCCAAUGCACAAGAUAACGAAGCAUUUCAAAGCUGCUAAAUGUAAGAGUCUCGCCGGCAAGCCAAAAAUGUUCUUCAUACAGGCUUGUCGGGGUACUAAGAAACAGGAAGGAGUAUCAGAAUUUCAAGCUGAUGCACCGCCGCAGCCGCCAUAUGGAAUGGGUGCUGACGUCGGUACUUUGCCCAACGAGGCAGACUUCCUACUGAGUUUCUCCACUCCUCCGGGGUACGAGUCAUAUCGAAAGGAGGACUUUGGCUCUUUGUACAUCAAUGCAUUAGUUGAUCUAAUAACCAAACACCACAACUCUUUAGAUUUGGGGAGAAUCUUGACCAGGGUUCGCAAGCGUUUGAGCGAAUAUACUGUGAAAACAAAAACUGGCAAAUGGAAGCAGAUAUCAGCUUCAUACGUCACAUUGCGGUUUGAUCUUUAUUUGCCUAGUUUGGAGUGAAAAAAAAGGAAAUAUUUGAAUAUUUGUAUAAAUGUGAUCUUGGUUAAGAUAAAUUUGUGGCCUCGCAUUACAUUAAAUUGAGUUUGGAAAUCAGUUUUGUGAAUUUGUAAAUACAGUAGAUUCCCAUUAUAGCACUCCCGGAUAUACAUGUAAUGCUCUUACCGAUAUAAAGCUUUAAUUUCAUUUCCCCAACUGCACACAUGUUCGCUUUGUACUGUUCUCCGUGGUUAUAGUGCUCCCAUUUAUAACACUUUUCGGAAUAUAACGCUCAGGAUUUUCAGUCCUGAGUUAACCAUAUAAAGCAUGUGAAAUGAUUCUGGUUACAGCGUCUUUACCUUGCAAAGCCAGAUUCUUUGAAAAUCCACACAUAUUAAACUACAUGGCAAGGCUGCCGUGAUUGGCCAUCCUCUGGGACACCAUUACAAAUGUAUUUAAUGAAAACUGACACAUUUAUGUUCUAGGAAAGGGAACAAUAAAGUUUGAAUUCAUACCUAACACUGGUGUGGGAAACAGAGAGGAAAGUGGUUUUCUUGCCUUUAAGCUGUGGUGACAGUGAACUCAUAAUUUCUAUUUUUAAAGUAGACAUGGUACACCAUGUCAGUUGGGUGAGUGUUUUCUGCAUGGAGACCAGGUAUUUAAAAAGUAGGAGGCCAGAAAAUCACAAGACUUUUUCCUAAGAUCAGUAAAAUUGAGCGAUGUUUGACACUACAGAUCAUGCCACAAAUUGUAGAAAUUAGGUACAAGUUUUAAUUCUUAAACGUCUUGAAACUGCUUGGCAUCUUUUUCCGGUUAAUCAUAUUGAAUGGUGCACUUGUUUAACAUAUCCCAAAGUUUCCAAUGUGUUUUUCCAAUAACAAAGGUUCAAUUGCAGUGAUGCGUCCAGGGUUUUAAUCCUAGGGAGGGCAAAACGUCUUUUAUUUUUCUCAAAACAACUGUGCAGUAGUCAGACUACACUUUCUUCAAGUUGUUUAUAUUUUAAUCUGGUAGGAUAUGGCGGUUUCAAAGAGACUCAGUCCAAUGGUGUAAUAGAAUGACAGACUUUUACGCAUCUAUAUUAUAUAGGGAUAUGUCAUGAUAAUGAAAACUGCCGGCGGACAAGCAGAAUUUAGUUUACAAGAGAAUCGUCAUUUACUGUUGAUUUGUGGAUACAAGACUCUAAACCAAUGGCAUUCUGAGAAGUUUGAGGGAAUAAUUUCCCUGCCUGAAAAAAACAUGUAAAAUUUAAAAAAAAGUAGCAAUUUAUAAACAAAUGCGUAGGCUCUUACAUUGUAAAUAUACAUACAUGUACACAGACUACAGGCCUACUAUAUUGGAAUAUUAUUUGGUCUACACAUUAUGAUGCAACAACAGAUAAGACAUACUUGAGAUCACCAUUUAUGUGCUAACAAUUCAAAGCAUGUGUGUACCCAGGUUUCCUGCUAGACUGCACUAGUUUUCAUUGUUCUUGUAAAAAUUUGUGCAUUUCUGUGUGACCAUUUCAGCUGUGGUCAUUACCAUUUUAAAAUGUUUUAAUACUUGUACUCAAAGUGGUUUUUUGGUACUCUUUCUUGUGAAAAUGUGCUCACAUAAAAACUCCCAUAAAAAUGUUCCUGUACUCAAACUCUUGUUCGCUGUCAGUACUCAUAUUCAUGCUUGUACUCCUGACAAGGUGUGAUUUAUACUCUCUAAAAUGUACUUUUGUGUCCUGUGAAAUAUUUGCAGUUUUAUAAAGACUUUUAAAAGAGUCAAUUUCGCAUCCUGUCAAAGUUCUUUUAGUCCUUAAAUCCUUUGAGGUUUUUGCAUUUUUAUCCAGUACUUUUUCAUGAAUAAAUCAUAUUUUGUCCUGUUUUGAAGUCAAA
Acanthaster planci (crown-of-thorns starfish) is the source of this 3738-nucleotide messenger RNA. RefSeq lists its product as uncharacterized. The record is from RefSeq and is a predicted model, not a curated record. Gene Ontology annotation, biological process: proteolysis; regulation of apoptotic process. NCBI's taxonomy places the organism in Eukaryota, Metazoa, Echinodermata, Asteroidea, Valvatida, Acanthasteridae. Gene Ontology annotation, molecular function: cysteine-type endopeptidase activity; protein binding.